CGCUUUUGACACAUCAGCUUUUCAUCGAGCGAGCGAACCAGCAGCCAAACGCGAAAGAAAAAGUGCAUCGUCGCGAUCGAAAUCGCGAAGAAAAUCGAAUUUAUUCGCGAGUGCAGUGUGGAAAUUUCGGAAAUUGUAGUACCGUGCCUUCGGUAGGGCCGUCCGCGCGAUAUUAACCAAACGCGAAAGGAUGACGUCGUGCUGAUCGUCCGCAAGAAAGGGGGGGGAGGUUCGAAAAGUCCCAGCAGUAGAGUGCUUCGAGUCGAGUGCAGAGUGUUGUGUUAUCUUCUUUCACUGUUGCCCCGCGGCGCAGCUCCUCGUUCGUUGUCCUGGUCCUCGUUCCUUGCUGGCACGGUGUUGGGGUGGUGCUAGUGUGGUAGAUGUGGCGAAAGUUAAGCUAGCUGCUACUGGCUAGGGCGCGCUCGUCUUUCACUCUCUUGAGUCAUUCUUGGAACGCGAACGCGGGUGCGAAAGAAAGCGAAGAAGAAUAAGCGAAGCGACGACCAACAUCGCGUACUAAUCAGGUGAAUAGUGAAGGGGGGCGACAACUCCUACGCAGCUUGCAGCACCGUCGACCCCCGCCAGCAGCAGCUGUUGGUCCCGGAACGAGGAAGCUACCAGCAGAAUGGCCCUCAAGAAGGUGAAGGGCAACUUCGAGCGGAUGUUCGACAAGAACCUGACCGACUUGGUCCGGGGGAUCCGGAACAACAAGGACAAUGAAGCGAAGUACAUCGCCCAGUGCAUGGAGGAGAUCAAGCAGGAACUUCGGCAGGAUAACGUGAACGUCAAAGCGAACGCCGUGGCCAAGCUGACCUACCUGCAGAUGUGCGGUUACGAUAUAUCCUGGGCCGGGUUCAACAUCAUCGAGGUGAUGAGCUCGAACCGGUUUACGUGCAAGCGGAUUGGGUAUUUGGCCGCCAGCCAGUGCUUCCAUCCGGACAGCGAACUGCUCAUGCUGACCACCAACAUGGUGCGGAAGGAUCUGAGUUCGACCAACCAGUAUGAUGCCGGGGUGGCGCUGUCUGGGUUGAGCUGUUUCAUAUCGGGGGAUCUCUCCAGGGAUUUGGCGAAUGACAUCAUGACACUGAUGAGCUCCACCCGGCCGUACCUGCGCAUGAAGGCCGUCCUCAUGAUGUACAAGGUGUUCCUCCGGUAUCCGGAAGCGCUGCGGCCGGCUUUCCCCAAGCUAAAAGAAAAACUCGAGGAUCCCGAUCCGGGCGUGCAGUCCGCCGCCGUCAACGUCAUCUGCGAGCUGGCCCGCAAGAAUCCGAAGAAUUACCUCUCGCUGGCACCGAUUUUCUUCAAACUGAUGACCACCUCCACCAACAAUUGGAUGCUGAUCAAAAUCAUCAAACUGUUUGGUGCUUUAACUCCGCUAGAACCUCGAUUAGGCAAAAAGCUAAUUGAACCGUUGACCAAUUUGAUCCAUAGCACCUCCGCCAUGAGUUUGCUGUACGAAUGCAUCAACACGGUGAUCGCCGUGUUGAUCAGCAUCAGCAGCGGUAUGCCCAAUCACAGCGCUUCCAUCCAGUUGUGCGUACAGAAGCUGCGCAUCCUUAUCGAAGAUUCCGAUCAGAAUUUGAAAUAUCUUGGCCUCUUGGCGAUGUCCAAGAUCCUAAAGACCCAUCCGAAGAGUGUUCAAACCCACAAGGAUCUGAUCCUGGCCUGUCUGGACGACAAGGACGAAUCCAUCCGGCUGAGGGCACUGGACCUGCUCUACGGUAUGGUCUCCAAGAAGAACCUCAUGGAGAUUGUGCGGCGUCUACUGGGUCACAUGGAACGGGCCGAGGGUUCCGCCUACAGGGACGAACUGCUGUUCAAGGUGAUCGAGAUCUGCUCGCAGGGUUCGUACCAGUACGUGACCAACUUCGAGUGGUAUCUGACGGUUAUGGUAGAGUUGAUCCAGUUGGAGUCUGGAUCCAAGCAUGGUAAGGUCAUCGCUACCCAGCUGCUGGACGUGGCAAUUCGGGUUCAAGCGGUGCGAAGUUUCGCCGUAAAUGAAAUGUCCAGUCUGUUGUCGAGCUAUCCGGUGUCUGCGCAGAACAGUACCAUGCAUGAGGUGCUGUACGCCGCGGCCUGGAUUGUCGGCGAGUUCGGAAGCCACCUGGACAAUCCGGAACAGACGUUGAGUACGCUUCUACAGGCUCGACAAGUGCCGGGUCACAUCCAGGCCGUGUACGUUCAGAACGCGACCAAGCUGUUUGCCAACCUGGUGCACGACUGUCUGGAGGAGGACAAUCUGUCGGACAUCCGGAAGUAUUGUGACCUCCUGCUGGAAGGUCUCCCGGUGUAUCAGAGUUCCGCGGACAUCGAAGUGCAGGAACGAGCCAGCUCGGCCUUCAUGAUGGUGCAGAUGUUGAAAACGCGACUUGGUGGAACCAGUACGGACAUCCUGACGGACAUUGCAACCUCGGUGGACGAAGCGGAAGUGUUGGGCAAGCCAGCAAUUCCGGCGGAAGUCGCAGAGAUGAUACGGGAGAUCCGGGAGCUGUUCGUUGGAGAUUUAAAUCCGGUGGCACCGAAAGCGCAGCGGAAGGUCCAAUUGCCGGAGGGUUUGGAUCUGGACGAGUGGAUCAACGAACCACCGGAGACGAACAGCGAAUCCAGUGACGAGGAGAAGUUCGCGCUGUUCGCCGUCGGAAACAGUGACGAUCGGGAAGCGAACGGGGAACACAAGCACUACAGGAAGGAACAUACACAGGAGGAACUGGAACGGAUGCGAGAAGCGCGCAUCAUGGAGCAAACCAACAAUCCCAACUAUCUCAAGUCGGCCAAAAAGAGGGACACGGGAAGCGAUUACCAGAACGCGGUGGAUAACUACGACGACAUCCCGAUUGCGGAGAUUGCCCUGGAGGUGCCUCUUCAGAUACAUUCCACCACAACCAAGCGAUCCGACAAGUAUCUGCUGGAACAGCAAAAGUCGGGCAAAUCCAGUGGGCGUAGUAGCAAAAAGGUCAGCAGUAAGAAGUCCAAGCGGCAUAAGAAGGGAAGCAAGCAGCACUAUUCGGAGAGUGAUUCCGAUAGUGAUGAUCCCAAACCUCUGCACGUAGUAAACACAGUGGUAGAACUGCCGGAAGGUGCAAUUUUGUCCGAUACAGAGGACAAGGCGACCGAAGACCCGGAUGAUCCGCAUCGGGCGUUGGACAUCGAUCUGGAAGUAUCGCUUGACAACGAACGUGAGUCACGUGGUUCCCGUAAAACCGCCUCGACCAGCAACAACAAUGGCAAUCCCAAUUUGCUCAUAUCCCGACCGUCGGAGGUGCCUCCGUCCAUCACCUCCAAAUCAAAACGCAAUCUCAAUCCAUCAGGUGGUGUUGUGGAGUCGGAAGAGGGUGAUAAACCCUCGGCCUCACAUCGCCAUCACCACAAAAAGGACAGGAAGAAGAGCAAGGACAAGGAUCAUCAUCGAGAGCGGCGGUCACAUCGCAAGGAAGACGAAGACCGGGAAGGUGACGAACACACCAAGCAACGGGUAAGUAAAACUUCCUCACAUUCUUCCAGCGGAUCGCAAACCGUUGCCGAAAGUCGCCCGGUGAACCUUCUGGAACCGGAAGCAGACGGUGCUUCGACAGCGAAAAAGAAGUCCCACAAAAAGAAGCACCACUCGCAUCAUCCAAACAGUGAUCAGCAUGAUCAGGCAGAACCGACAGAUGCGAAAAAGGUUCACAAAAAGUCCAAGAAAUCAAAGAAAGAAUCGAAAGGAGAAAUGAGCGGCUAUGAGGAAGCCCUCGGUAUCUCCACUCCCAGCAAGGAGGUCAUUUAAUAGAUCCUGACAACGGUCGCGGUGCACUACCGAAGCGUGUAAACGCAUACUUUCCUAAUUGCAGAAAAAAGCCUUUCUCUUCGCGCUCGUCUUUGCUGACAUAUAUUUUCCUAAUCGCCUCCCAGUAAGUAGAUAACUCUAUAUGCCGUACACAUCCAUAGGUAGGAAACAACACUCUCGAAAGUACUCAACUCCCGGUUUUUUAAGCCUAACCUAAACUAGAAUAUACCUACGUCAAAAUGCAAUAGUUAAAAAUCGUGCAACGGACAUACACGUGACCGUUAUCACCACAUACAGUAGCGACACCUAGUGGCGACUUGCACUUGGAUCGAUUGCUUGCAAGCAGGUGCUUGCAUGCAAUUCGAAAGUGCGCGAGAUUGAUAGAUUACGCGAGAGCCAACAGACUUCAAAUCCAACCGUUACCGUCGGUCGUACCCCCAGAUGAAGCAAAAGGAACAAAAUCGAAUUUUAUCAGUGAAAACGGAAACCCAGUCUAGGAAUAUGAACAAGCAAGUGGAAAAGAAUAACAGACAUUUUUAGCAAGUUUUUCAAGCGCGAGCAGGCGUCGGUGCGUACAGCAUGAGUGUGCUUUGUGCUCGUUUUAUGGAGAUAGAACAAAUCCGCAUUCGAACCGGAGAACGCUAUAAUAUUGUGUAUAACUAGAUACAGUGUAGAAUAUAUGAAAAAUAAUACUUUUGAUGGAAGAUGAUGGAGGAAAUUUUACGCCCUGAAGUAGUUGUAGUAACACUAGAUGAUAGUUAUAAUCAAAGCCAGCAUGAAAACCGAUCAAGUAGAGAGAAAGGCGAAAAAGUAAAAGGAUUAUACAUUUAAACAAAAUAGCCGUCAAAGACAACAACACUGCCGUGUGUGUCUUUGAUGGGGGAACAGAAUCUAUUAGGCACUGAUUGUGAGCAGCAAAAGUAUGGAAAGAUACGGCAUCCACUAAAACACUAGGUGAUGAUUGUUAAUUAAUCAGUAAUUACAUUGCAUAUGAUCAUUAUAUACUAUUAUUAUUAUUAUUACGAUUAUUAUUACUAUUAUGAAGCAAGAAAGCCGUAAAUAUAUAAUUUAUCUAAUAAUUUGUGGA
Aedes albopictus (Asian tiger mosquito) is the source of this 4850-nucleotide messenger RNA. RefSeq names its product AP-3 complex subunit delta (gene garnet). Gene Ontology annotation, biological process: Golgi to vacuole transport; neurotransmitter receptor transport, postsynaptic endosome to lysosome; anterograde synaptic vesicle transport. The record is from RefSeq and is a predicted model, not a curated record. NCBI's taxonomy places the organism in Eukaryota, Metazoa, Arthropoda, Insecta, Diptera, Culicidae. Gene Ontology annotation, cellular component: AP-3 adaptor complex; membrane coat; endosome membrane. The coding region runs from base 626 to 3763 and encodes 1045 amino acids. The transcript has 9 exons.